This is a messenger RNA of Crotalus tigris (Tiger rattlesnake), 5897 nucleotides long. RefSeq names its product transmembrane protein 182 (gene TMEM182). Lineage: Eukaryota; Metazoa; Chordata; Lepidosauria; Squamata; Viperidae. Bases 173 to 874 code for a protein of 233 amino acids. Gene Ontology annotation, cellular component: membrane. The record is from RefSeq and is a predicted model, not a curated record. The transcript has 5 exons.
AUAGAAGUCUAUCUUCGUCUGCUAGGGGUUGCAGUUUAAUUGAACACAGAUCCAAGCCAUAGCAUAAGCAACACAAUUCUUAACUAAAUUUAUCUAAGGAGGACAUUUAUUCCCCACCACCCUGAAAUAUAUAUUUUAGAUCUAUCAGUUAUUUUUGAAGAACAAAUCAGCAAUGAAGUUGAGUGUUGGAAUAUUUUUUGGAGGCUUCUUUGGAGCCGUUGGGAUUUUGUUUUUUCUGGUUGCUUUUGGAACAGACUAUUGGCUUCUGGCUACAGAAGUUGGGAAGUGUUCUGAAGAUGUGAAUCACACUAGGGAAGAGACAAUUAUGUUCCACCAUGAGGGUUUCUUCUGGAGAUGCUGGUUUGAUGGAAAGAUUGAUGAGAAUCCUAGUAGUAUGUUAAAGUUUUGGUACACGAACCAGUCACCUUCUAAAAACUGCACCCAUGCUUAUCUCUCUCCAUUUCCUUUCUUAAGAAAUUCCCAUAAUUCAACCACCUAUAAUUCUGCAAUUAUUUAUCGUGGUUUCUGGUCAAUUUUCAUGCUCCUUGGAGUGGUCACUGUGGUUGUUGCUAGUUUCUUCAUCAUCUGUGCGGCACCUUUUGGUAGUCACAUCCUCUACAAAAUAGGAGGAAGUUUUUUCAUUGCAGCUGGCAUCCUAUUCUCCCUGGUGGUUGUACUAUAUGUUAUCUGGGUCCAAGCAGUGGCUGAUCUCAAAAACUAUGAAGCUCAGAAGAAAAUUGACUGUUCAAGUUAUUCUAUGUAUGUUCGUUACGGCUGGUCUUUUAUACUGGCUCCAGUUGGAAUAUUUUUUGCUAUGUUUUCUGGCAUGUUGUUCCUCCUGGUAGGACGUACGAUUUAUCUGCAUUCUGAUUAGCUGGGUAACUGGUGCUUGAAGUAUUAGUGUGUAGUGAAGUUGUGCUAAAAAUGUUUUUUAUACAUUGUUAUCCCUACUACCAUAGAAUGCUCAUGGUACCAUUGCAGAUUGACUUAAAUGACUAAUGUAUUUUCAUAUUGUCUACUCAGUAAUACUGGAAGUGUGAUGCUUAGGUUCAGUGAAGAUUACUUCACAGAAAUAUGCACAAGAUUGUAGCCAAUAUUUAUAUGUUCUUCUCAUGAAGGACAUAAAAAUUGUUUCAGAAAUAUAAUCCUUUCAUAUUUCUUCAAAUACUCCUACAUGUAUUAACACAAAAAAAAAUAUGUAAAAGAAGUAGGUGCUGGCUGCAGGCCAAUUCAACAAUUCAUCAUUGACAUUAGCAACUUAAUGAAGGAACAUUCACAAUGAAACUAGGUCUUCUCUCCUGUGGCUGGAAGUAAGGAAAAGAUUACAGGAGAGGCCUUUUAGGUCAACCUUCUCAAUUCAUCUACAAUGAAUUUUGUAUUCUGUUUUCAGAAAGAUCCCAAAUUUCAUGUCUUUAGCAAUAAAAAUUUAAAAAUUUUAUAUAAUAAUAUAAUAAUAUUAAUUUCCAGAAACAGGUACAUUUUUAAAUUCAAUAUAGAUCUAAAUUUUCUCUAUCAUCAAUAUCUUUUUCCAGUGUAAGGAUCUGUAUACUUACGACAGCUAAUAAAUAAGGUCUGAUCAUUAAUUAGGCUUGCAGUCAAAUUCUAUUCUUUUCUUAGGCACAAAGAAUGCAAAAUUAUAUGGCGAAGUCCAGAUACAAACACCUACAUUGCUCAUGAAAGAAGGGCCAACUUUGGUCUCCUUAAGAGUCAUCUGAGAAGCAGUUUGGACUGUGUGUAAUCCUUCAUUAGAAUUAUUGUUUGAAUUGGUCCUGCAACCUUAUUGAACAAACAAGUGUCCCGUGCAAUGCUUACUCUAUUUGUUUUUGUUUCAAUUCUCAGUAUUAGUUUUACUAUGAGCAAGCAGUUCUGUUCUUAAAAAUAAUUAUCCAUUUAAUGCUUUAGCUAAUGAAUACUGUUCAGUGUAAAUACAACAAAUCCAUGUGGUCCAAAUAAUAAACAACUCAUUCAAAGGAACUACAAAAGAUGAUGGGUAAAAGUUAUCUAGCUCAGCCCAUUGCAAACAGCAGCUGUUGUUGCUUACCGGGGCAUCAAAACAAUGCAUGAUAUAAUGAUAAUUAUUAUUAUUUCAUUUUUACAUCAUGUUUUGGUGUCCAGUGAAGUUUAUAAUUUGAUCCGUUUGAUCACAUCGUUUAAGCUGUUAUCCGUCAAUCACCUUUUCAUAGUCCACUUGUUGUCUUACAUAUAAAGGAAGGAAGGAAGGAAGGAAGGAAGGAAGGAAGGAAGGAAGGAAGGAAGGAAGGAAGGAAGGAAGGAAGACCUAUGAUGGAUAUGUAGAAAGGGUGAUCAUAUGGAAUGGAGAAUAAUGAUAUUUUUAAAAACUCAUAUAUUACCACAACACACUUCCCAUGUUGAAGAAGCAAAACUAUAUUGAGUUUCAUUCUUAUCUAGACUACAGUUGAUUCGACCCACUUCGUUUCUCUCACCAGAUUGAUAAAAGCUACUCACUCUUGCAACUUAAGCAGAAGGCCCCAGCCUUACAUAUGGUGUCCUUUUUGUUUUGGCUCAGGAUGAUAGGCUUUCCCCUUAAUACCUUAAUCUACUGUAAGACUGAAGUACUAUGGGUAAUGUAAAGGGGGCAUUGAAGGCUGCUUCAUGUAUUGCUACCAUUGCCAGACAAUGCAUGUCAAUAUUCAGUUAGGGUAGAUGAGGAAGGGCAUGGAGGAGGUAUUAGAAAUAUUACUUAUAUCUUUUAAGCCUGGAGCCAGGUCUACAUAUAUCAAGUCUACUAUUGCUCCUUCUAUUUCUUAUCAUUUUGCAAACAUUCACUUUUUAAAAUUAAAACCAUGUUUUCAUUGGAAAACUUGUUCCAUCCUCUAUUUUUGGUAAUAGUAAGAAAGUAUGUCUCUUAACAGUCUGUUUACAUCUCUUUUGCUACAAUAUAAUCCCCUCUUUUGAUUUUCUUUCUUCUCCUCUUACCACAGUGGUUCAGAGUAGAAUUAAAGCCAGCACGAUUAUGUUCCGAUAAAUAUUUAAAGUGACCAUUUUUAUGGAACUUCUGUCUUCAUCUUUCCAAAGCCUUCUCUGUUGUCUGAAUACACUACUGGUAUAGGAGAUAUACUUGUAUGCCUCAGAAUAUGAUUACAUAGAAGCUGGCUAGUCAUGGCAUCAUCUAUUCACCAGGAGAAAGUGAUUAACAAUUGAAAGUAUGCCAAAUCUGCUUCUUGCAAAUAAGAGAAGAUUUCAAAGAUAAAUUCUUAUCUCAUCAUUUGUGGCAACAUAUGAUAAUUGGAUUUCUUUAGAAAAAUACAUAUAUAUGUAUUUGACAUAUGUUUUCUAUGAAAAAAAUUAGUGUAUAUGUUCCCUUUUUUAAAAAAAAUAUAAACUUAAUGAGGAAAAUAUUUAUAUAAAGGAAGGUUUUUCUUUUCUUCUUGCUCUCUGUUUCUCUCCAAAUGAUGGUGCUAAAUUUCAUUAUAUUAGCAAAACAUAAAACUUGCUGUUUGCCUGGAUAUGCAUUUUACUAAUCUGGUUGUUAUGCAUUUAUUCUACGUAUAGAUCUCAAAGCUGGUUUAAUGUUCCAUACUAUUUCCCAUUCUAUGAAAAAGCCAAGCUUCCUUAUCUCCAAUUGCUUUCAGAUCCAGUUGCCUUUGGAUCAUGCACUUUUACUAGGAAACUAUUCUGACUCAUCCAAUAAAUUUGAUGGAAAUGGCCUUAUCUAGACAUCUACCUACCAUUUCUUCAGCCUUCUGAUUUGUUUGCUCUCUUUAGGAUUUUUCAUUAAUAUUAAUAUUGUCUGGCUGCUUUUUCAGUAAUAUUUUAUAGAGUUAUUUUAAAACACAUGACCAUUUUCAUGUAAUGUUUUAUAUAUGAGCAGUUUUUUAAAAAAAAUUAAUGGGUUUUGUGGGUGCUAUAUAUGAGCAAUGCUUAAGAAAAUGUCUAUGGCAGGGAUGGGGAAUGACUUUUAUGACUUGUGGACUUCAACUCCCAGAAUUCUGAGCCAGCCAUUCCCUACCUGUGGCCUAUGGGAAUACUUCCCCAUCUGGCUGGUUGACAAUUGAAUACAAUCAGCUUAACUACUGAGGUCCAUGGACCCAAUAAAAAAGUGGUAUUUCCCUGUAACAUGGUUGCAUUGAGGCACCUGAAUGGUAAUUCCAGAAGUGUAUAAUAAUUUUGCAGGUUGAGAUUGUGGUUAUAGAAAAAAUAAAUAAUAAAGCUUUAUUUUUUUAAAAAAAAAUAAUUUUCUUUUAAAUAUAUAUUUUUAAAAGUAUGCAAGAAAUAGAUAAUAUACUUACAAGCUUAAAAGGUUAUGGGCAAUAAAAUUAGAAAAGCAAAUAUAAACCAUGCUAUAUGAGUGGAUAGCCAAGAAAUCUGAAAUAUCAAAUAUAUUUUAAUACAUAAUUAAAAGCUUUUAAUAUAAUAAGACAGUCCACGUUCAUUUUCUAAUCAAAACAUGUCUUUGUGAAGCUUUAAAUGUAAACUGGAUUGAAAUUUUAUUGCACAAUAACAGUAAAAAGAAGCUGUGUAGCUAUGAAGUGGUGUUAUAAUUAUAGUUUUUCAUUAAGAGUAAGCAAUAAUAAUGAUAAUAAUAAUACAUGACAGAUAAUUAGCAGAAUGAAUGUGAGCAAGAUAAGUUACAUUGCAAUGGAGAAAUUCCCAACUGUUUUUCCCUUUUGCUCAUCACUACUAUUAAUGUUCACCUAUUGUUCAUUUUCAGGAGAAAUUACAUGCUUUUUGGAUGCUGAUUUUUUGACAAGGCAGAUCAUCACAGAGUAUAAUAAAAAGAAUUAUUUGGACAUACCGGUACAAUACACAUAUUGAUACUAAGGAUACCUACUUAGGCAGUUAAUUACUGAUUUGUAGAUGCCCCCCACCCCAUCCCCCCACUCUCAACAUAUAUUUUCUUAAACUAUUAUUUUUUCCUUCCAUUCUUAUAAUAUAUUUGUCUAUCUAGUUCUGUAUUAUUUAUUCUAAUUGACAGCAUGUUCCCAGAGCCUCAUGCAAACAGUCAUAUCACUUAAUCCUUUGAAUUGAAAAUGCCAAAGACUGAACCUGGAACUUUCUGAGCUGAGGAGGAUCGUGCCAUAACCAUGACAUAAGAAAUCCACGUAUUAAUUGAAAUUUCACUAUUUUUGAACAUUGAAAAGGCAUGGGAGAAUAACAUGAGAAGACAUCAGGUAGGGAUGAGGGUAGGGAAUUUUUUUUCCAUUCAUCACCUCUUGCAGUUCAGUGAUUUUACUUCUGAACAGCUCAUUCAUGCUGCAACAUAUUUCAUGGAACUAUUCCUCCAUGGUAUACUUGGCAGCUAUUUUAAGCUCAGAUCACAUUACUCCAUUCAGCAUUUGGCACCCCUGUUCCUGGGUUGUAUGGGACUGAUCUUAUCAGAAAUCAUCUCACUGGUUUUUGUUCUCCAGAAUUAAAGCUGACAGCAUGAUCCUUAUGAUCCUUUUUUUCUCGGUAUGUUAUUACUUUUGUAACAAUGUUUUACUAGCACCACAGGGGAAAUUCAGCACAGUUGUCAGUCAGAUAGAGUGAAUUAUCAGACAUGUUAGCUUUGCCUCUCACUUACAUUUGCUUAAGAGCUUAUAAAUUACAAAGACUGUUUUUUAAAUGUUAAAUUGAAUGAAAUGUCCUGUCAAGGAUAUUUGAGAACAACUUACAGAAAUUUUUCCAGUUUCCAAACACUCUGUUCUGAAAUACUCUAGUUUACAUAAUCAAUAUGGUUGGAGAUCUUCAGUUUAUUAAUGAUGGUGAGGUGAGAAUGAAUGUUACCCUUUUAAAAUAUGAAACUGGCUUCAUAAUGCUAUGUACUAACUAUAUUGGAAUGGUUUUGUGUAUAUGUAUUUGUAUAUGUGUGUACAUACAAACUUCUAUAUAUUAUACAGAUUCAUUAUUCUCCAAAUGUAUAGAGCUACAAUAAAUAUAAAUCUUAGUCUACCUUC